Messenger RNA from Rhipicephalus microplus (southern cattle tick), 1593 nucleotides. RefSeq names its product tRNA (cytosine(72)-C(5))-methyltransferase NSUN6. Gene Ontology annotation, molecular function: RNA binding; RNA methyltransferase activity. Gene Ontology annotation, biological process: RNA methylation. NCBI's taxonomy places the organism in Eukaryota, Metazoa, Arthropoda, Arachnida, Ixodida, Ixodidae. The record is from RefSeq and is a predicted model, not a curated record.
GACCGCGUUUUAUGUUAGCGAUGUGUCGAAGGCAUGGUUGAAAGUGUAGUCUUUGAAAAAGUUCGCGGUUAUCUGAGAUGAAUAGUUUUAGCACCAACCCGCCGUCCUGUAAACACGUUCUACCCACCCAGAAAGGGAUGACUGUGGACGAGUUAUUAUGAUCGUCAGUUUACCGCGGCGACUCGAGCAGUUCAGAAACUGCAGUUGUGUGCCGUCGCUGUUUCGAUCCGCUAUUUACAGUAUGGGCGACUUACGCUCAAACAACCCGUUUGCGAGAUAUCCAGACGUCGAAAGCGUGCUGCUAGAAGAGUUCAAGUCGGCGGGAGUCGCUGACGCAGAUGAACGGCUGUCACAUCUCAAAUCCUGGCUGAGCCUGCCACCGCAGUACACGACGGUGCGAGUGAACACGCGCCUCAUCACUGCAGAGGUCGCCAAGAAUACUCUACAGCGUCACCUUGAUGAGAGCUACAGUGCACUGGCACCACAAGUCCUUUGCCACCCUUUCGUCCCGGACUUGUUGGUGCUGGCGGGUCGUCAGAGCUCAUCUGGUGUGAAGCCGUCCCUGCGAGAGGUGGUGGUCCGCCGAGAUUGCGCUGAAGCGGUUCUGAGGGGAGCGCAUGUCUACAUCCCUGGUGUCAUGGCCGCUCCUAAAGGACUGCUGGCUGGCCAAGAGGUGGCCGUCUACGGUGACCUUGAUGGCCAGUGCCUGAGGGGACGCACCCGGCCAUAUCGGGGACGUCGAGUCUUCAUUGGCAAUGGAACUGCUCUGGUCUCCAGGGCGGACAUCUUUGUCAACCAGGUGUCCGAGGGCUGUGCCGUGCGAAUGACAAAGCCAUUGUCGGGUUGCCCUCCUCUUGGAGGAUGGGAGCCGUCGCAGCUGUUCUUACAGAACUUGCCUUCGGUGCUUUGUGGCCACAUCUUGGGGCCGGAACCUGGCGACACUGUCCUCGACAUGUGCGCUGCUCCCGGAGGCAAAACAACACAUAUUGCAACGCUUAUGAACGACACGGGUCUAGUGGUUGCCCUAGACAAGUCAGCAAACCGUGUGUCCAAGAUUCGAAGCAACUGUGAACGCUGGCAGAUUUCUUGCGUUCGCACCUUCGCACACGACGCCAAUGAGUUUGACUCGCUUCCACGUGAAGGUACAGAGAUUCCCGACCAGUUUGACCGCAUCCUCCUAGACGCCCCUUGCAGCGCCCUUGGAGGAAGGCCUCGUCUGAGCUACGAGCAGUCGGCAAAGGCACUUCAGUCUUACCCUCCUCAGCAGAGGGCGCUUUUGGAAAUGGCUGUGAGGCUUCUCAAGCCCGGCGGCCUGUUGUUGUACAGCACAUGCAGCCUGUCAACUGCUGAGAAUGAAGCCAUUGUUGCUUGGGCUCUUCAACGGUUCCCUCAAAUCCAUCUAGUUCAACAGAAACCACACAUUGGUGGCACUGGUCGAGCAGGAGCUGGUUUGGACGAAGACCAGCGGCGCCUCGUACAGAGGUUUGAAGGAGUGCAUUUGGUUAAAGAAGGCUGCGACUACGACGUCGACACUAUAGGAUUUUUUAUUGCGCUAUUUCAGAAAGAGGGACUAUAACGCGGCAUACAGUUGAA